This is a messenger RNA of Ricinus communis (castor bean), 1214 nucleotides long. Its product is annotated as DCN1-like protein 4. The coding region runs from base 115 to 810 and encodes 231 amino acids. The transcript has 10 exons. The record is from RefSeq and is a predicted model, not a curated record. Gene Ontology annotation, biological process: protein neddylation; positive regulation of ubiquitin-protein transferase activity. NCBI's taxonomy places the organism in Eukaryota, Viridiplantae, Streptophyta, Magnoliopsida, Malpighiales, Euphorbiaceae. Gene Ontology annotation, molecular function: cullin family protein binding; ubiquitin conjugating enzyme binding; ubiquitin-like protein binding. Gene Ontology annotation, cellular component: ubiquitin ligase complex.
UUCUUCUCUCUAUAAGAAAUAAUUAUAAGAAUAAUAUAAAAAAUUGAAUUAUUAUUAUCAUUAUUAUUAUUAUUAUUAUUAUUAUUAUUAUUGUUUUUGGUAUUGUUGUUGAAGAUGCGUCGCUCUGCAACCAGGAAAACGGGUCAAUCCAAUUCAACCGCUCCGAUCACUUCUUCUGCUGUCGAUCUUUUUCGCUCUGCUUCAAGUAAAGCGUCUUCGAAAGAGAUGGAGCGAAUCGAUAGCUUAUUUUACAGUUAUGCGAACAGGUCUUCUAGCUUGAUUGAUCCAGAAGGAAUUGAAACACUGUGUUCAGAUAUGGAGGUGGAUCAUACUGAUGUGAGGAUCUUAAUGCUAGCUUGGAAAAUGAAAGCUGAAAAACAAGGAUAUUUUACCCUGGAGGAGUGGCGAAGAGGUCUUAAAGCACUGAGAGCUGACACUGUAAAUAAAUUAAAGAAAUCCCUCCCAGAUCUUGAGAAAGAGGUCAAGAGGCCGUCAAACUUUGUUGAUUUCUAUUCCUAUGGAUUCCGGUAUUGCCUAACAGAGGAGAAACAAAAGAGCAUAGACAUAGAGAGCAUCUGUCAAUUACUGGAUCUUGUUUUAGGAUCCCAAUUCCGUGCUCAGGUUGAUUAUUUUAUUGAGUAUCUUAAGAUUCAGAAUGAUUACAAGGUUGUAAACAUGGAUCAAUGGAUGGGUUUUUACCGCUUUUGCAACGAGAUAAGCUUUCCAGACCUUGAUAAUUAUAAUCCAGAACUUGCAUGGCCAUUGAUCCUGGAUAAUUUUGUAGAAUGGAUGCGUGAGAAAAGGACUUAAUUAAGAACCUACUGUCCGUAGGUUGAUUCAAAUUUUCUACUGUAAACCACCAUUGUUAUUGAAGGAGGGCUGUUGAAAACACACAUUAAAACUCCCAGCAAGUUUUAUUUCAACCUCCAUUUUUGUUUAUUUAUAUUCUUUUAUCCAUCACAAAGACAUUAUUUAUUCUUAAGUUCCUCAGUUUGAAGAUAUUAUAGAUAUGCUAGUGAGAGUCAAUUUUAUUUUAGGUGUUCAUAAAUUGAUCCUGUGCGUCAAAUCACUAAGGACAGAAAUGGAAAUAGGAAGAACGGCAGUAGGAUUGAAUAUCUUUUAUACGUUGUUUGGUCGGUUAUGUUUUAUUUAUUAUUGAUAUUAAAAAAGUUAUUGGUAUGCAAUAAAUAUAUAAAUAAUAAGAUACUAUUUAA